AUGGCGAGUGAAAGAGACGCGGAAAAAAGAAAGUUUGAAGUGGCACCGUCUUCGUACAAGUCUGUGGUGUGGGACCAUUUUGGAUUUGCCGUUGACUACGAUGCAGACGGAAAAAGAAUUGUCAACAAACAGUCUACUGUGUGCAAGCAUUGCUAUGCAAGCGUCGGAUACGCAACAGGUAACACAACCAACAUGUUCUCCCACCUACGCCGCCAUCACCCGUCUGUUUCAAUUGGAAGAGCACGGAGCACAUCGGCGACAGCUAAUGUUAACCGGCCGCAACCGACAAUUGCUGCGUCGUUCCAACAGCAGUUUGCAACAAGCUCCGAUAAACACAAAACAAUAACAAAAGCAGUGGGCGUCUUCAUAUCAAAAGACAUGCAGCCCUAUUCAGUGGUCGAGGAUAGCGGAUUUCGCCACAUGAUGAAAACCAUCGAACCACGUUACCACGUACCCUCCCGCACCCAUUUCAGUGGUAAAGUGAUCCCAGAGCUGUAUGAAGCAUGCCGGGGGGAUAUUGCAAACGAACUGAAACAAGCACCCUACCUUGCUCUUUCCACCGACAGCUGGACCUCACGUGCAACCGUUAGCUACCUGACAGUGACCGUGCACUACAUAGUUGAUUGGAAAAUUAAGGCAUUCGUGCUACAGACUCAUCCGUUGUAUGAGAGCCAUACAAGUGAACACCUGGCGGAUGAAUUACUGCAUGCUGUUACCGAAUGGAAGCUGGAGAGAGCAAGUAUCCCCAUUCCUGUAACCACAGACAAUGCACAAAAUAUUGUGAAUGCUAUCCGUAAUACAGCUAGCUUUGGACCACACGUCGGCUGCUUUGCACACAGCCUAAAUCUCGCAGCUAAGAAAGUUGUCUCCCUCAACCCGGUGUCCCGUCUCCUCGGCAAGAUCAGAAAAGUGGUGACAUUUUUCCACAAAAGCACCACUGCCCACAAAGUUCUGGCGGAAAAACAGGUUAUGUUAAACAUACCACAACACCGAUUAAUUCAUGACGUCACGACCCGCUGGAAUACUGUACAUGACAUGCUGGAGCAACAACCAGCCAUUUACUCUGCAUUACUUGACAAGGCUGUGAAAAAGUCUGCAAAAGAUAUGUCAAUGCUGACUGACAGUGAACUGAAGCUGGCAGAGGAACUCAUCCAGCUGCUAAACCCACUUAAGAAGAUGACAACUUUGAUGAGCAGUGAAUCAACUCCCACCUCAUCCAUGAUUCUCCCUCUCAAAACAAUGACACUGAAAUCCAUGGCACCAGAUUCUCAGGACAGUCCAACCAUCCGGGACGCCAAGGCAGCAGUCACCAAGGACUUGGAGAAGAGGUAUACUGAUCCAGAUCUCCUGGACUUCCUGCACAGAGCCACAGUACUUGACCCAAGGUUCAAGUCAUUACCCAUUAUUGAUGAAGCCAUGUGUGACCAAGUCUACAAGGACCUCACAAGUGAAAUAAUGGAGCAUCAGUUUCAAGAAGGCCCAAGCAACGAGUAG
This is a messenger RNA of Scomber japonicus (chub mackerel), 1494 nucleotides long. RefSeq names its product E3 SUMO-protein ligase ZBED1-like. The record is from RefSeq and is a predicted model, not a curated record. Gene Ontology annotation, molecular function: DNA binding. The transcript is spliced from 2 exons. NCBI's taxonomy places the organism in Eukaryota, Metazoa, Chordata, Actinopteri, Scombriformes, Scombridae. The coding region runs from base 1 to 1494 and encodes 497 amino acids.